AUGAAAAAGAAGGUUAUAAUUUUGCUCUUGUUAAGUAUCUGUCUUCCCUGGUCAGGGAAAAGCAGGAAAGAAUCUGUAAAACUUCUUAACUUCAUCGGAAGAAAAAGCAAUCAGAGUGUAGGAAAAAGAAAUGAUAGCAAACUUUUUAUGAAUGAGAAUAGAACAAUACUAGUAGGUAAGGAUGUAGAAACAGUUACAUUAAGUGAACAAAAUUAUAAAAAGGAACUAAAAAAUGUAAAAGUAAAAAGAAAUAUAAGUGAAGCAUUACAUAUGGCAACUUAUGAAGAAAUGAAAAGAGAUAAAAGUGUAUAUGUACUUGGAGAAGAUGUAGGGUUAUAUGGUGGAUCAUAUAAGGUAACAAAAAAUUUGGCACAUUUUUUUGGAUUUGCUAGAGUAUUAGAUACACCAAUAUGUGAAAAUUCUUUUAUGGGAUUAGGUAUAGGUUCAUCAAUAAAUGGGUUAAGACCAAUUAUUGAAGGAAUGAAUUUAUCUUUUCUAAUUUUAGCGUUUAAUCAGAUUUCCAAUAAUGCAUGUAUGUUAAGAUAUAUGUGCGAUGGACAAUUCAAUAUACCUAUUGUAAUUAGAGGACCAGGAGGAGUAGGAAAACAACUGGGCCCAGAACAUUCGCAAAGAAUAGAAUCAUAUUUAAUGAGUAUCCCAGGAAUUAAAAUCGUUUCUUGUUCCACUCCAUUUAAUGCUAGGGGGUUACUAAAAUCAGCAAUCCGAGAUAAUAAUCCAAUUUUAUUUUUAGAACAUGUUUUAUUGUAUAAUGUAGAAGAAGAAAUACCACUUUUACCAUAUACAUUACCGAUUGAUAAAGCAGAAGUAGUAAGAAAAGGGAAUGAUUUAACAAUUUUAUGCUAUGGUAUUACUAGGCAUAUAGCUAUAGAAGCUGCUGAAGAGCUUGAGAGUAUAAAUAUCCAUGUUGAAAUAAUUGAUCUCAUAUCAUUGAAGCCAUUUGAUUUAGAAACUAUUGGAAAUUCUUUAAAGAAAACAAAAAAAUGCUUAAUUCUUGAUGAAUCAGCUGGGUUUGGAGGAAUUGCUGCUGAGUUAUACACGCAGGUUAUUGAAAACUUUUCUCCUUACUUGAAGAGGCAGCCUGUUCGUUUAUGUACCAAAGAUGUACCCAUAGCAUAUUCCAGUAAAUUUGAAGAGGCGUGUAUUGUUAAGAAGGAGGAUGUUGUUUAUAUGUCUACUUAUUUACACACCUAG
Molecule: messenger RNA, 1212 nt
Organism: Plasmodium gonderi
Lineage: Eukaryota; Apicomplexa; Aconoidasida; Haemosporida; Plasmodiidae
Product: pyruvate dehydrogenase E1 component subunit beta
Exons: 1
Coding region: 1-1212 (403 amino acids)
Biological process (GO): pyruvate decarboxylation to acetyl-CoA
Molecular function (GO): pyruvate dehydrogenase (acetyl-transferring) activity
Source: RefSeq, a predicted model, not a curated record